Molecule: messenger RNA, 321 nt
Organism: Aspergillus welwitschiae
Lineage: Eukaryota; Fungi; Ascomycota; Eurotiomycetes; Eurotiales; Aspergillaceae
Exons: 2
Coding region: 1-321 (106 amino acids)
Source: RefSeq, a predicted model, not a curated record
AUGGUAGCGAAUUCCAAAUCAUCGCGCCGUAGUCCCAACACGCGUGUUUUUUUGGGGCGGCAAGGCUCCGGCGGCCUUCGAGAGAUCACUUCGCGAUCGCCCGGCGUACUCAUGUUCGGGGUCGCUCCUGUUGCUUGUUCCAUAGUGUUUGCCCUUGCGAAUGGGAAACGCGUCUGGGUCUCUAAAGGCUGGGAAAUGCUUAUCGAUAAUUGGUUACCAAUCUCCCGGGACGAUCUAUCAAACCUUGAUUAUCUGGAUCAAAUCACACUGGAGGGAGGAGUGUGUGCCCAGAAGAUCCUGGCCCCCAUGCGGUUACGGUGA